Neoarius graeffei (lesser salmon catfish) is the source of this 1900-nucleotide messenger RNA. It is a transcript of the gene ptpn2b, whose product is annotated as protein tyrosine phosphatase non-receptor type 2b. The transcript has 10 exons. Gene Ontology annotation, molecular function: protein tyrosine phosphatase activity. Gene Ontology annotation, biological process: protein dephosphorylation. The record is from RefSeq and is a predicted model, not a curated record. NCBI's taxonomy places the organism in Eukaryota, Metazoa, Chordata, Actinopteri, Siluriformes, Ariidae. Bases 191 to 1366 code for a protein of 391 amino acids.
UGCGCUAAAGUGUGCGUUAGUCAAAACUCCAACGCCGUCGCUUUUUUUUCCACCAGAUGUCAACUUGGAUCCGUUUGUUUUUGAAGCCCCAUGGCUGAAAACAUGAGCGAGCACUGUGUAUAGUAAUGAUUAUUUUAUUUUUUUACGAAAACUCGAUCAAGGUAACUGACAGAAGUCCUGCAGAGUGAAAAUGGAGCAUGAAUUUGAGGACACGGAUUCAGAAGGCCGGUGGCACAACCUCUACAUAGAAAUCCGUAACCAGUCUCAGGAAUGUCCUUUCAAAGUGGCAAAGUAUCCCGAGAAUCGGAACCGCAACAGAUACAGAGACGUCAGUCCCUUUGAUCACAGCCGGGUGAAGUUGGGGAACUGUGAGAACGACUACAUCAACGCGAGCCUGGUGCCCGUGGAAGAAGCCCAAAGAAGCUACAUACUAACUCAGGGUCCUCUCGGAAACACUUGUGGUCAUUUCUGGCUGAUGAUCUGGGAACAGAAAACAAAAGCAGUCAUCAUGCUGAACAGAGUGAUUGAGAAAGGCUCGGAGAAGUGUGCACAGUACUGGCCCAUGCAGGAGGAACACGAGAUGGCGUUUCGGGACACGCGCUUUAUCGUCAAGCUGCUAUCAGAGGACGUUAAGUCUUACUACACCACACGCUUACUGGAGCUGCAGAACGCAAACACGGGGGAGAAGAGAGAAAUCUACCACUUUCAUUACACCACAUGGCCCGACUUUGGUGUCCCAGAAUCCCCGGCGUCCUUCCUCAACUUCCUGUUUAAGGUGCGCGAGUCAGGAUCGUUAGGGGCAGAUCACGGGCCGGCGGUGGUACACUGCAGCGCGGGGAUCGGACGAUCUGGAACAUUCUCCCUCGUCGACACCUGUCUCGUACUGAUGGAUAAAAGGAAAGACCCGUCCUCUGUGGACAUUAAGAAGGUGCUGCUGGACAUGAGGAGGUACAGGAUGGGUCUGAUCCAGACUCCUGACCAGCUCCGCUUCUCCUACAUGGCCGUGCUGGAGGGGGCCAAGUGCAUCAUGGGAGAUUCAUCAGUACAGAAACAGUGGCAGGAGCUCUCCAGAGAGGAUCAGGUGUGUGUGACCGAGUCUCCGUCGCCACCCAAAUGUCCAUCAGAGCGCUACAACGGCACGCGGAAGCUCCGAGUGGACGGCACUGGAGAGACCGAUGGAGCGAAAAAAACAACAAAAGAUGAAAGAGAAGCGGACGGAGAGACGUGCGCGGCCAACGCACGCAAGAGACAGAGAGAUGAGAAGAUCUCCAUUUCUGCACAGAAAGCUCCUCAGAAGCAGCCGAAGCCCAGGACAAACGAGACAGAGAAGAAGAGGAAAAGAGCGAGAACGACCAGCGACACUUAACGCCUCGGCAACCGCUGCAGGGAUCUCCAGACCAUAAUACUCCUCUGCACUGUUUACAGCAUGGACUCUCUGAGGAGCGAGUGUGUCCUCCCUCUCUCUCUCUCUCUCUCUCUCUCACACACACACCAGCAGAGCGGCGCUGGACUCGAGCGCACCGCCUUGACUUUGAUCUCAGUUUCAGUUUUAAUUCUACACAUCUGAAGUUGUAGUUCUAUGCAUCACUGAUUUGUAACAUCCUAUUUUUCUUAGACAACUGUGUUAUUUCUGAAAUUCUCUAUUUUUUAUAUCAGAGACGACUUUGGAGCUUCGCUCGUGUCCGAGACCUGCUGUGCUUGUAGAGGUACCGCGGUACGGCAGAAUUAAACAAAACUAUUUUUGAUAAGACGACGCGUUCGCUUUAAAGAGGAACGACAGGAAAAAAAGUCUUACGAAUUUUCUCGAGUGAAAUAAAACGCUGCAUUGUCUUUAGUUUGUGUAUCAGUGAGCGGCGCUGUCGUCCCAUUGUAUUAAAGCUCCACUUUUUUACAAAAUAAA